This is a messenger RNA of Miniopterus natalensis, 2516 nucleotides long. It is a transcript of the gene TXNL1, whose product is annotated as thioredoxin like 1. NCBI's taxonomy places the organism in Eukaryota, Metazoa, Chordata, Mammalia, Chiroptera, Miniopteridae. The record is from RefSeq and is a predicted model, not a curated record.
CUCACCGCUCGGCUCUCUGGCGUGACUCGGCACGGAGAGCCCCGGGAGCCGCUCCGCGACCGCCGCCGCGUCUUUCCAGGCCUCGGCCUUUUGAGCAUCCCCCCUUCCUCUCCCGGGCGUCCUCUCCUUCAUUUUCGAAGCCGGUGGCGUCGCUGCCUCCCUUCCGGGCUCUCUGAGAAUGGUGGGAGUGAAGCCGGUCGGGAGCGACCCGGAUUUCCAGCCGGAGCUGAGCGGCGCCGGCUCCAGACUCGCCGUGGUCAAGUUCACCAUGCGAGGGUGUGGACCAUGUUUAAGGAUUGCCCCAGCAUUCAGUACUAUGAGUAAUAAGUAUCCACAGGCAGUUUUCUUGGAAGUAGAUGUACACCAGUGUCAGGGAACAGCUGCCACCAACAAUAUAUCAGCAACGCCUACAUUUUUGUUUUUUCGAAACAAAGUGAGAAUUGAUCAGUAUCAAGGAGCAGAUGCUGUGGGACUAGAAGAAAAAAUCAAGCAGCACUUAGAAAAUGACCCUGGAAGCAAUGAGGACACAGAUAUUCCAAAAGGCUAUAUGGAUUUGAUGCCUUUUAUUAACAAAGCUGGCUGUGAAUGUCUUAAUGAAAGUGAUGAGCAUGGAUUUGACAACUGUUUGCGAAAAGACAUGACCUUCUUGGAAUCGGAUUGUGAUGAGCAGCUACUUAUUACUGUGGCAUUCAAUCAACCUGUUAAGCUUUAUUCAAUGAAAUUUCAAGGGCCAGAUAAUGGUCAGGGUCCUAAAUACGUAAAAAUUUUUAUCAAUCUACCCCGAUCUAUGGAUUUCGAAGAAGCAGAAAGAAGUGAACCAACUCAAGCUCUGGAACUAACAGAGGAUGAUAUUAAAGAAGAUGGCAUUGUCCCACUUCGUUAUGUUAAGUUUCAGAAUGUUAACAGUGUAACUAUAUUCGUUCAGUCCAAUCAAGGUGAAGAAGAAACAACGAGAAUUUCGUACUUCACUUUCAUUGGCACUCCUGUCCAGGCAACGAACAUGAAUGACUUCAAACGACUUUUUUAAUCCAACUCAAAUGAACUAAAACCAGAAGAUUUUUAAAAAUGAAGUAAUAUAAAGAUUGACCUAUCUCACUCCACUCCCCUCCUUGCUUCUCUGCUCAUCUUGCACCUAUCUGCUCUCACCCUUCCCAUGUUCUCAUCAUUGUUGGUGCAAGAUCUCUACAGCUUCUGUCAUCUGGAUCAGCCUUACUGUUACCUAGAUUUCCUCAGGCAUCUCUUUCUUCAAAUCUCAUUCUAGUUGUGUUUCUAGACUGGCUUUUUAUUUUGUUUUUGUUUUAGGCUUACCAUAACAAAAAUUACCAUACUGUGUUGCUUUUCCAACUUUUUGUUGUUUUUUUACAUUCUCCUGUCUCAUAUUUAAUUUUGUACUACCUUUUGCAAAAUAAUAUUGCAAUAAAAUUUACAUUGUUGUAAAUGGUUUCGGAUUUAACUAGCUGUUGGAUAAUGUUUUAAUCUAAUCUGAAGAUUAAAUUUUAUUUUUUAGGAACUGUAGAAUCAUUUUGGAAGCCAAAUAUAAAUAGUUUCUUCAAGUUAUUUUAUACUAGUACUAGUGUAAUAUAUUGAUUAGGCUGUAGUUGAGAUAUGUGGUUGUUUUUUUCUCAUUGGAACUGUAGCCUAGAAGUCGUUUUGCUCAUUAAUUGUGGGUGUCCCCUGUGCUUUGCCUACAAGUGAGCUCAAGGCCAGUUGAAAGACUUAUGGACUGAAUGUUAGGCUGGCUUAAACUAUUAACAGAAGGAAAAUGGACUCUUUACCGAAUACAUAUUAUUGACAGUUAAUUUUGAUGUACCUAGACUUUUGUUUGUCUGAGGUGUUAUGUUAAUAUAAAGACUUCAAAAUAAAAGAGCUUUACAUUUGGGGUAGGAAAAUCUAUAUUGGAAUGUUAAAUUUCUUUUUUUUUACAGAGAAUACACAUUGGCAAGUUGAGAGCUAUCAACCUGUGAAACAGUAUGCAGAUAUGUGUCUUCUACUGGAUCACAUCUGCUAAAAUUUUAAUUUUUAAUAUUCGUUCAUUUUGUUUUCUUUUGCUUAAUCUAAUAGCUCUGUGUUUUGCGUGUUCCCAAGUGAUACAAUGAUCAAUAAUGCUUUCAGUGUUUAUCUGCUUGAUUUUGUUUGUGAUACAAAUGGUUCCAGCCCCUAUUCUUUUUUAAGAAGACUCCUCGGUGCUUAAAACCUGAAUUUCUUUCUCUUAUCUACAUACUCUUUUCUGAGACUAUCUCUUUAGCCUCUGUCUGGCUUUUUGGACUUCCUAACACAUGGUUUCCUUGGAUCAGAGAGGAAUUCUUUUAAAGUAAUAAAAGUGAUCUUACUUGAGAUGGGGAAAGCAGCGAUUCUAGCAUUAAGUGACUGGGCAUUCAGUGGAAGGGGUUUUACAAUCUUCUCCCAUGAAAGACAUUGACCCAGCCAUGUUUUAAUUUUAGACCAGACACGUACUGAAGGCCUUUUUGAGUUUUGCUUGACUCAGACACUACCAUGUGGAACAGAAUCAAUUUCAA